CCGGAGCUGAAGUCAUUAUAUUCCGGGGCUUCUUCCUCCUCUGGGUACCAGCUCCUUACUGCCCUGCAGAUGUGGGUGCUUCUGGACACCGGAAGGAAGAGGCAGAUUCCUUAAAUCUCAGCAGGUCGGAGAGUCUGUGUUCACAGACCUCUAGAAGCAAGAAAAAGUGCAGGAAACUACCCUGCGCAGGCACAGUUAAGCAGGAAAAAACAUCAUGCAAAAGCACUGCAAAGAAAAUGAAGCAAAACCCAAAUGCAGCGUGCCAAAGAAGGAAGAAGAACGCCCCUAUGGAGAAUUUGAACGCCAGCGAACAGAAGGGAAUUUUAGACAGAGGCUACUUCAGUCUCUCGAAGAAUUUAAAGAGGACAUAGACUAUAGGCAUUUUAAGGAUGAAGAAAUGACAAGUGAGGGAGAUGAGACGGAAAGGUGUUUGGAAGAGAUAAGAGGUCUGAGAAAGAAAUUUAGGGCCCUGAAUUCUAACCAUAGGCAUUCUCGAAACCGCCCUUAUCCCAUUUAAUUCAUUUCUCUGAAAAUUCAGGAUUUUUUCUGUUAUUAAUAUUGUCACUGAUUUCCUUUUGCAUUUUCUUGCUAAAUAUUUGCCAUCAUUUUAUUCCAAUCAUUCGGUGUUGUUUAGAUUUACAUAUGACUUGUCAACAUCUCAUCUUUUGACUCAACCUUAUUUAAUAAGGAGUCUCAUUCAUUUGCAUGGUAAAGUAAAAAUAAGAACUUGCAAAACAGUGUGUGUGUGUGUGUGUGUGUAUACACUUUAUGUUUACUUUUCUAUAUAACAUAAUGCAAGGGAAAGUGUCUGAUUUAAUAUACACCAAAGGUUAACAGUGAAUGUGUGUGUAAUCUGUAUUUUGUUCCCCUUUUUUUUGCCUAUCUGCAUCUUUUAAUUUUCAAAAAAAUGAAUAUGUGCUUGUGUGUGCAUAUUACUUGUGCCAUCAAAAAUAAAAACACAUUAAAGCAGACAAAAUAAAGCAAUUUAUCAAUCCCCUUUGGAAGGUGGUGAAACACUUAUUACGAAUAACCUCUCAAUAACAGAAGCACAACAAAGAA
Nycticebus coucang (slow loris) is the source of this 1059-nucleotide messenger RNA. RefSeq names its product transcription elongation factor A like 7 (gene TCEAL7). Bases 215 to 517 code for a protein of 100 amino acids. The transcript has 3 exons. The record is from RefSeq and is a predicted model, not a curated record. NCBI's taxonomy places the organism in Eukaryota, Metazoa, Chordata, Mammalia, Primates, Lorisidae.